UGGGGACUGGAGCAGAGCGCGAUGUCUGUCCUCCUGUCCUCCUGAACCGAUGAGGAAGCAGCGCUUGAUCCACUGGAGAGGGCGCGCGCGAGGAAGCAGCAUCCUAGCGUCUGUUUAAACUCGUCAGGAUAACUCACCCGAAUCCGUUACAGGGAAAAGAAAUGAUCAACACCCAAGCGAGAGCUGUACUGGUGGAUUCGGCUUGUGUUCUCCGCUGGGUCAGGAGGCAGGCUCCAGGGCCUCAGUGGUGCUCCGAUGCCCCUCAGCCACAGAGGAUGAACACAGCUGAGCAAAGCGCGAGCAGGGAUCUGACUCAAGAUGUGCUCCUUUACAAGGAUGGGAAGUUAACGGUGAAACAGCAGGUGUCCUCACUGGACAGCGAAUCAUCCGUUCUGCUUUUUCAAUAUCGGCUAAGUGAGCAGUUGUCGUGGACUAUGCAGACUGUGCUUUCCGGCCGUAGCCUCUUUGUUGGUUUACCAAAUGGAGAACUUCUCAAAGGCACCAAAGAAGGGCUGACUGCUGUUUUGGAGUUUGCCGAGGAGAAGCUGAAGAUCAAUCAUGUAUUUGUGUGGUUCAUGAAGAACAGGCCUGAUAAAUUGCUCCUUACCAGAACGUUCUGCUACCUUGGCUUUGAGCUUGUAAAACAAGAUCAUCUAAUAGCAUCCAUUGCAGGAGACUUGCGUCUAAUGGUCUACACUAUACAACAAACUCACUCGUCGGAAGAAUGACUGCGAAACCUCGAAAACAAACAGAAUUCUUGCAGACUGUUGUUCAGUCCACUGAUUGCAAAAUUAGUAAACAGUAGUUAUUGUUGAACACUGACAUUGUAGAGGGGCAUUCAGGGUAACCCGGUAACUGAAAAAAUGUGUAAAGUUUACCCUCUGAAUAAUUUAAAGAGACACACCUUUUUUCGCACGGAACAUUUAAAUGUGUUUAAGUGUCAAAAUAGCAAUAUAACUGGUUUGUUGUGUGUGUAAGCGGCCGACAAUAACUCACAUAUCAUCUGUUAUAUUUUGAAGAGUGAUUCUUGUGCUUUUUUGUGGAUGAGUUUUAUCGAACACUUUUUAUGACAAAAACUAAUGAUGUAAUCCGAAUUAUAGCAACACCUGCAUGCUGUAACGUGAACUUGUAUUGCACUCAACGAAUGAGUAAUUGACGUGGUCUCUCAGUGAAACUACAAAUAAAACCAAGUUUAAUAAUUGAA
Molecule: messenger RNA, 1204 nt
Organism: Puntigrus tetrazona (Sumatra barb)
Lineage: Eukaryota; Metazoa; Chordata; Actinopteri; Cypriniformes; Cyprinidae
Gene: oaz2b
Product: ornithine decarboxylase antizyme 2b
Biological process (GO): positive regulation of protein catabolic process
Cellular component (GO): nucleus; cytoplasm
Molecular function (GO): ornithine decarboxylase inhibitor activity
Source: RefSeq, a predicted model, not a curated record